Molecule: messenger RNA, 261 nt
Organism: Lathyrus sativus (Indian pea)
Lineage: Eukaryota; Viridiplantae; Streptophyta; Magnoliopsida; Fabales; Fabaceae
Source: the annotation of a GenBank genome assembly
AUGAGUCACAUUGAUAGAUUCCUGUUAUCAGAUGCUUUGAUCGAUCAUUGGAAUAUAGUAGGCCAAUCCAUUGGCAAAAGGGAGUUGUCUGACCAUUUCCCGAUAUGGAUUACCAUCAAUGCCGACAAUUGGGGGCCUAAACCGUUUAGGUUCAUGGACUGCUGGUUGGACCAUAAUGGUUUUGCAUGUUUUGUAGAAAAUGAAUGGAAUAGUUUUGCUAUUUCAAGGAGGAGCGGUUUUGUGAUUAUUCAGAAUGCUUAA